Drosophila arizonae is the source of this 1656-nucleotide messenger RNA. It is a transcript of the gene APP-BP1, whose product is annotated as Nedd8-activating enzyme E1 regulatory subunit APP-BP1. Gene Ontology annotation, biological process: protein neddylation. Gene Ontology annotation, molecular function: NEDD8 activating enzyme activity. Lineage: Eukaryota; Metazoa; Arthropoda; Insecta; Diptera; Drosophilidae. Gene Ontology annotation, cellular component: cytoplasm. The record is from RefSeq and is a predicted model, not a curated record.
CAAACACUUGCAAACUUUUUUUGCUACCGGCUUGAAAAAUGUCUUCGCCUGCACCUCCAAAGUCACCUGAAUUGUCAGAUAAAAGCAAAAAAUAUGAUAGACAAAUCAGGCUGUGGGGCGAUCACGGGCAGGCAUUACUAGAGGCAGCCACAAUUUGCGUGGUAAACGUGACGGCUGUCGGCUGUGAGACAGCAAAGGGACUCGUCUUGCCGGGCAUUGGAGGCUUCACUGUGGCUGAUGGCAGCACUGUCAAGGAAGAGGACUUGGGCAAUAACUUUUUUCUAGAUAAUAGCUUCCUCGGUAAAUCGAAAGCAUUUGCUUGCAAACAGCUGCUACAGGAGCUCAACCCAGAUGUCAUUGGAGAUUAUGUAGAUGAAAGCGUUGACUAUAUCUUGGCAAACCGUCCAAAUUUCUUUGAUAGCUUUGAUCUGGUGAUUGCCUCGAAUCUCAACGAACAGUCACUUUUACAGCUUGCGAACCGACUGUGGGAGUCCAAUGUACCGCUCGUCUAUUGCCGCUCACUUGGCAUGCUGGGCUCUAUACGUCUGCAAAUCAAGGAACAUUGCAUUGUAGAAACUCAUCCCGAUAAUCGUCAGUUUGAUUUGCGCCUAGAGCAGCCAUUUCAAGCAUUGCGUGAUCAUUUGGAAUCAACAGAAGUUACGAGUAAGGUGCCCUGGCUUCUUGUGCUGUACAAAUAUCUAAAAGCUUGGCAGAAAGAGCAUGGAGCCGGGCGACUUGCGCCUGGCAGUUACAAGGAGAAGACUCAACUGCGCGAUGCAAUCAAAGCCGACAUGCAGAAGGAUGAGGAGAACUACGAAGAGGCUAUAAAGGCAGUUAAUACUGCAUUUGGGGCUGGAAUGGUGCCAAGCAACCUCAAGGCCAUAUUCGACGACGAUGCCUGUGAGCAGUUACACAAAAAGAACGAUGUCUUUUGGAUAAUGGCCAAGGCACUAAAGCAUUUUGUAGUGGAGGAAAAUAAGGGCUAUUUACCCCUGCCAGGCGUCUUGCCCGAUAUGACGGCCAACACAGACUCAUAUAUAGCAUUGCAGCAAAUCUAUCACCAACAGGCGCUGCAUGAUGCCGAUCAAGUGUACCACAAAUGCCAGGAAUAUCUGAAGCAGCUGUCACUGCCAGCGGACAGCAUAGACGAUCGCACUGUGCGUUUGCUAUGUCGUGAGGCUGCAGGACUGUCUGUGAUUCGUGGCACCCGCAUUGCCGAUGAAUAUGAGAAGAACUGUCGCCUGCUACCACUGGUGGAGGACAAUGAACUGCAGGGCACUUUGACCGCCUACAAUUUCGCUCUGCGGGCAUAUGAGCGUUUCCUAAGCGAGUGCGGAAGCAUACCCGGUGAGUGCUCCGUGGAACAGGAUAUUGUGCGACUAAAGAGCAUCACCAGCAAAAUGCUCAAUGACUUGGGCUUGCAUGUGACCAUCAGCGAUGAUGUGUUGCACGAAAUAUGCCGCUACGGCGGCGCCGAGCUGCAUGCUGUGUCCGCUUUUAUUGGAGGUUGUGCUGCACAGGAGGUGAUCAAGAUAAUUACGAAACAAUACAAGCCAAUCGAUAAUACAUUUAUCUAUAAUGCUAUUAGCACUGAAAGUGUUACGUUACAGUUGUAAAGAAAUUCCUUAAAAAUGGUUGAGAUUUUUAAAUUAAAUU